Messenger RNA from Lytechinus pictus (painted urchin), 1718 nucleotides. Its product is annotated as retinol dehydrogenase 8-like. Lineage: Eukaryota; Metazoa; Echinodermata; Echinoidea; Temnopleuroida; Toxopneustidae. Bases 196 to 1071 code for a protein of 291 amino acids. The transcript is spliced from 5 exons. Gene Ontology annotation, molecular function: oxidoreductase activity. Gene Ontology annotation, cellular component: cytosol. The record is from RefSeq and is a predicted model, not a curated record.
ACUUAUCGGUAUGAGGUUACACACUCAUAUUCUUGAGCUUGCUCUGGUAGACUUUAUUCAAUAAGCUGCGUUUAGAUGUGGAGAAGAAUCACUGUUCAUCAUUAUUUUGGUGAUUUGAAAAGGACUGUCGACGGCAAUCUUCUUCUGUCACUUUAUUAGUCUUCUCCUUCAUCUUGUGAUCCAAAGGCUGAGAAAAUGUCUCGUCAAAUCGUUCUCAUGACUGGCUGCUCAGCGGGUAUUGGUCUUGCCACAGCUAAACGUCUCUCAUUGGACCGCGAUCAGCGAUACAUCGUCAUCGCUACCAUUAUCGCGAUGUCGGAGAAGAACGAUUUGGUGACUGCUGUAGGGAACGCUCUAAACAAAACAAUUUUUAUUGAGGAAUUGGACGUGGCGAGGGAUACUGACAUCACAACUGUAGUUGAGAGAACCCUCAAAGAAUACGGGAGAAUAGAUAUCCUUCUCAAUAUCGCCGGUAUCUGUUCCAUCAAUAUCCCCGAGUUGGUGCAGAGGGACAUGAUAGAGAAGAUGUUCAACGUGAAUGUGUUUGGUGCGAUUAGACUCACUCAGGCAGUCUUACCUCAGAUGAAACGAAGAAAGGCGGGAAAGAUCAUCGUCAUGUCAAGUAUAGUAGGAAGAACAGCAUGGCCCUAUUUUGAAGUAUACAGCUCGAACAAAUUCGCAUUGGAGGGAUACUUUGAGGCCCUUGCUGUUGGUCUACGUGCAUUCAAUAUCAGAGUUUGUCUCGUCGAGCCUGGAGGAGUUAAAACUCACAUACUGAAAGAAUCAAUAAAAAGCGUCGAACAUCUUCUCCAAGAUGGCUCCAUCGAAGAUAUCGAUCGUCGUCAGCUCGAAAGAUUGAUGGGUAUAAUCGCCAAAGAUAAGGGCCCCACCGGGGGCCCCACCAAAGUCACGACUGAUACUGUCGCCGAGUCCAUAAUGACAAGGUGCAUUGACCUAGAGAAACCGGCGUUGAGGCAUUUCCUUCCAGAGGAGUUUUACGAGAACGUACAAGCAGGGCUGGCAGAUAUGACUGGAGAGAAGGCUGUCGCAAGUUCGCAGAGAAUGCUCUGAUUUCCCGUGGGGGGGGGGGGGGGCAGUCAAAUAUAUUGCUGUACACACGCGUGACAAAAAAAAACGCGUUUAAGGGGUGUUUUUUUUUCAGCUUUGGAAGGGUAUCAAAACCACCGAUUUUCAAGAAAAAAGGGUGGUUUUGAAAGACUGGUCAAUUGUCAAUUGCGGAGUCAAACGUAUUUAGGGUAUGUUUUUUCCCAAAAGCUUAUUUUUUUAAGACUAGCCAAACGUGUUUAGGAUAUGUUUUUUCCCCAAGUUUUUUCCCAGAGGUCAUAUUUUGGUGACAACUUGUUUAGGGGCGAAAAUGUGUAAAUAAAGCCCGCAAAAACUUGUUUAGGGGGUUAUUUUGCACACAGAGAAAAACUCGUUUAGGGGGUGUUUGGAAAUUACAUGGUCACGCGUGUGUACAGCAAUAUAUUUGAUUGGCCCCGGGUCUGAUUUCUACACAUCUCGGGACACAUCUACACUGUUAGAAAAUUUUAAUAGAAGUUCAAGAAAGUUUCGAACAUACCUGUAAUCUUAAUUACUGUACUCUGUAAUCUUAAAUUUAAUGUUUAAUAUUACAGAAAAUUGGUAUUUGUUGUAUAGAACCUUACAAAUCUCAUGUAAUUAAAGUUUUUCAUUUUUUAAACAGACCUGAAUUGCAG